CGAGGCUAGUGUGCGCAUGACUACAGACUAGACAUACAAGGUGCUAUAAUUAUCCUAAUGGUGUUGUACUGCAUUUGGCACAGCAUGAGCAAGGUAACGAAGUCCUCCUCUAACAAUGGCAGUGCGACUUGUCUCACACCUACCAAAUCCUUGGUCCGGGGGGUCACCAAACAAGAAUUUAAUGAUUUCUGCGAAGGGGAUGAAGAUCCGAUGCUAAAGUUCCUCGCCGAAGAGCUGCAAGCUAGACAAGCGUGCAAUAUAAAUAACACAUCACUGACAGUGAUCAACGAAAUACAAGAAGAGAUUAUAUAUCAGAAUACAUUUCGCAUCGAGCCUUCGUAUGAGUUUUUACCUGAUCAAGUUUCCAAUAUUAUCAAAAUCACUCUUACCGAGAAGUUGAAAGGAUUAGACUAUGAUCCAACGUUAUGUCCAACGUUAGCUUGUGAUCUGAGUGAGUCGAUUAAAGAAAUAGUCAAGAAGAGAACGAAUUUUCCGAGGCACAAGUUGGUUUCGUUUGUGGUUAUCGGAGAGAGGUGUGACCAAGGAGCAAUCAUGGGAAGCAGAUGUGUGUGGAAUGUUAAGUUUGAUGGAUAUGCAAGCUCCAGUUAUCAGAAUGACACUUUGUUUGCAGUGGGAGUUCUCUAUGCUGUGUACUUGGAGUGACACGUGAUUCAACCGUGUACUGUGUGUAGCUAUAGACCACUCUACUUAGU
This is a messenger RNA of Halichondria panicea, 713 nucleotides long. Its product is annotated as dynein light chain Tctex-type 5-like. The transcript is spliced from 2 exons. Gene Ontology annotation, biological process: microtubule-based movement. The record is from RefSeq and is a predicted model, not a curated record. The coding region runs from base 58 to 663 and encodes 201 amino acids. Gene Ontology annotation, cellular component: cytoplasm; cytoplasmic dynein complex. Gene Ontology annotation, molecular function: dynein intermediate chain binding. Lineage: Eukaryota; Metazoa; Porifera; Demospongiae; Suberitida; Halichondriidae.